AUGACGCAGUCGGCCAAUAGAAAUUCCAUCAUUGGCUGGGUAAAAAACCUCAAGCGAAAUGCGCUACUGAACGACUCCGUCAACGAGAUAGACCCCAAUGAAGACAGCAAUACCUUGGGGCUGCGGUCUCCUCCCCUUCCGUCUUUUAUGACGACGUAUAGCUCGCAGCCGAUUGCCUUUCCAACCCUGUCGCCGCGAGAUAAUUCUUCGUGGUUGCCUCAGGGCGGUACCCCUGACUUGCUCCGGCCGCAUCUCAGUCAUAAGUCUCGCUCGGCUAACAACAUAAACAGAGAGAGGUCGACUUCGAACCCCAGCGGUUCGCCAUUCCCUGAGAACAGUCACAACGAGAUCCGCCAGCAUCGGGAUUCGUUCUUGCAGAGCAAUCUGUUGAUCGACAAGAAUUCGCAGUACUUCGGUGUGCCUUUGUCUGAGGCGGUGGAACAGGCUGCAGCCAAGAUUUCUAUCCUUGGUUCUGCGUCGUCGUCCUCGGACUCAGACUCUGUCUUGCAUUAUGGCCGGAUUCCAAUCGUCGUGGCGAAGUGUGGGGUAUACCUAAAGAACAGCGGUUUGAACGUAGAGGGUAUCUUUAGAGUCGCGGGUUCUUCCAAAAGAAUCAAGGAUCUUCAGAUAAUUUUCAAUACGCCGCCUUCUUUCGGCAAAAAGCUCAACUGGGACGGCUUCACUGUACAUGAUGCGGCCUCUGUAUUGCGUAGAUACCUUAACGCUCUCCCUGAACCUCUUAUUGUUCUCGAUCUUUACGAAGACUUCAGAGAUGUUUUGUGCACCAAACCUCGCAUAAUGAAGUAUUUGAAGUUCAAGGCAGAAAACCCGAAAGAGAGCCGACAUGAUAUACCCGGCUCGAAAGCUGGCACCCCUAUAGAGACCAGCCAAUCAGAAAAGACACAAAAUCUCACGAGUCCCCAUAUUAUAAGCGAGCCUACCGAAGGGCUGUCAGAACCUAAGCCUUCAUCGUCUACGAGACAGCAAGUGCAAUCGCCCAAGGUUCAGACGGACGGUGAAAAGCUGAAGAGUUAUAGGAAACUCACAAGAGACAUGUACGCCGCAAUUGGGGAGUACAAGAUUCUUCUAGACCAGCUCCCGGAUCUUUCGAAGCAGCUACUAUUUUAUAUCUUGGACCUAUUGGCAAUGGUACAAAAUUACUCCCUUGAGAACCUCAUGAGUGCACGCAACUUGGCUGCAAUCUUUCAGCCCUCGAUUCUUCUGCAUCCAGAUCAUGAUAUGGAUCCAAAUGAGUAUGCGUUGUCACAGUCUGUCGUUGAGUUUCUCAUCCAAUAUGCCUACAAAAUUCUUCCCAGUUCAGACCCUUCAUCGACAUCGAUGAAGCCUACAGUAUUACCAAGUUCUUCUACUAUGCAAGCAGACAAUCUAGAAACCUCGUCCAUCGCAGCCAAGCGCCAUCACAGUAAGUCUUUCUCGACUAACGCGAAAGACUUUGACAUGAUUGGCUACAAAAGUGCCUCUCAGGGUCUUGAAAUACCCGAUCACUCGUUUGCCGAGGGCACUAGCGAUGAGGACUUGCCUCUUAGCAGACACAUUCCAGAACCAACAACAGACGAAAGUCAUCAGGAUCCAUGA
Molecule: messenger RNA, 1596 nt
Organism: Australozyma saopauloensis
Lineage: Eukaryota; Fungi; Ascomycota; Pichiomycetes; Serinales; Metschnikowiaceae
Exons: 1
Coding region: 1-1596 (531 amino acids)
Biological process (GO): activation of GTPase activity; regulation of fungal-type cell wall organization; signal transduction
Cellular component (GO): cell cortex
Molecular function (GO): GTPase activator activity
Source: RefSeq, a predicted model, not a curated record